AUGACGACAAGUUUAACCCCGCAAGAUGUCCAACUCGAUGGUAAAGGCUCUAGCAACCAAGCGACAGGCAACAUUGUUGAACAAGCCUUCCAAGAAGCUGUCCAAUACUUCUGCAAUGAGUUGACACAGGAUGAAGUGGAGCAACGUUGGAUCGCACAGCGUACCUCCAUCGGUGAUGUACUCGCCGUGGUUAAAGAGGCGGAAACGAAAUAUCUGACUUCAAAAUCGAAUCAUGGGAACUUUCGUCGGUUCUUAGCGCACCUACCCGAGCGCCUUCUUCACUAUUCCGGUGUCAUCGACGUCUUCGUUCAGGCGCAUCCGGAGUACUCGGCCCUUGCUUGGGGAGCUGUCAAGUUCGUUCUCCUGGGUGUUAUCGAACAUGCAAAGCUAUUCUCAGAGAUAUCAGAAGCCCUCAUUCUGAUAGGUGACGCCCUCGCGCAAGCGGAUUUCAACAGCAAACUUUACCCGAUCAGCUCCAUAUCAGCAGCAGUAUCAAGGCUGUAUGUCUAUAUUAUCCUGUUCUUACAGAAGGCUGUCAAGUGGUAUACUAUGGGCCGAGCCCGCCGGUGGGUUAACGCUGUCUUCGAGCCUUACGACAUCGGGUACAAAAGUACUGUUGAAAAGAUCCAAAAAUGUAUCGCGUCUCUCAAAGACACGGCAAAUAGUGCUGCACAUGCAGAGCUGAGGGGAAUAACCAAAUCCCAGGAGCACCAUCAAGAGAAACUCGAAUUAGUGGAUGAGGAAGUUCGAGGGGUCAGACAGGAGCUGAGGAUGAUCGGGAUUAAGAUGGCUUCCCAGGAAGAGGCGCUAAACAAAGUGCUGCACUAUGUCUCAGGCAGCCAGGCGAUUAGCAACCGACUUUUACUGUAUGCUGAAGAUGGCAAAGUGGCAGCCAUUCUCGACGAACUCGAGUCAGGUUUCGACGCCAUGGGACGAUACCACGCCUGUCUUGCAGUGAGCCAGAAACGCAAGGCCUGGACACAUGCGGGCAAGGAAUCAGCACUAGCGUUGGCCGCGAUCAGAAGAUGGGCAUCUUCCGCUCGCUCUGCUUUCUUGGUAGUACAAGGGAGUCCAAGAGAAGAGGCAAAGAUCAAAGACCUAGUUGUUGAUGUGGUGCAUUGGGCACGAGAAAUCGGUGCCCCGACUAUCUGGACCUUGUCGGACAGGGUUAACGGGCCAGAUAGGCUGCUAUCAUCUCUCGCCGGGGUUUGGAAAACACUCGCCUCCCAGAUCAUCCGGCAAGACUCGUCCAUUCUGAGCAAAACAAGUGCUAACCUCACUAUAUCAGAGCUCAAGACACAGCACGCUGCAACUGACUGGAAGGCUCUGUUCUCCGCAGCAGUCACGCAAAUACAAAAAUGCGUUAUUGUCGUGGAAGCCCGCGCCCUAUUCGACGUGAUGGCCAAUAACCCUUCCGAGGUGGCUGCUUUCCUUCUGGAAUUCCAAACGGUUGUGGAGGCAGCAAACAGCCGCGGAAGCACUGUCAAGAUACUGGUCGCAAGCUAUUGUGCGUCAAGGACGGCUAUCACCAGUCUUCCAGCCCAUGAUGAUCGGUCGACUAUCUUCGUGAGGCGAUCCAUGUCGUCUCGCCACCAGUCAAGGCCAACCACAUCUGUUCGAAAGAGAGGAUUAAGGCAUAUUCGCGGUUUCUGA
Molecule: messenger RNA, 1653 nt
Organism: Cladophialophora immunda
Lineage: Eukaryota; Fungi; Ascomycota; Eurotiomycetes; Chaetothyriales; Herpotrichiellaceae
Exons: 2
Coding region: 1-1653 (550 amino acids)
Source: RefSeq, a predicted model, not a curated record